AUGACUUCCAAAGAGCGCCAAACAGCAGACAAACUCGUCACAGCCUACAACGCCAUGGACGUCUCCUCCAUAAUCGCCCUGCGCACACCAGACUGCCAGCGCGUCUUCCUCCCCUCCACCCUCAAACACCCUCCUCAAUCCAACGCCUUCUUCAAACAGAACCUACUCGCCAUCUCCGCAAUCUUCACCUCUUUUAAAAUUGCUGUCGACGACGUGAUCGAAGGCACGUCCUCCGACGGCAGCAAGCGCAUCGUCAUGUACGUGUCAGCUUUUGGUGAGAGCCCCGUGGGCGAGUACAAGAAUCAGUAUGUUUGGAAGAUGGGGUUUACAGAGGACGGGGAGUUGAUCAAGGAGUGGACUGAGUUUGUGGAUGUGGGGGUUGCGAGGGACUUUUAUCCAAAGCUGAAGGGGGAGAUGGUGAAAAGGGCGGCAGCGAGUGAGAAUGAGGGUGCAGCUGUGAAGUCGCAGGUGAAGAAGGGAGACGAGCUGAGGCAGGCGACGAGAGAACAUUACAUGGGGAUGCAGGGUGGGGAGGGAGGUGUGAGAUAG
Messenger RNA from Didymella exigua CBS 183.55, 549 nucleotides. RefSeq lists its product as uncharacterized. The transcript has a single exon. The coding region runs from base 1 to 549 and encodes 182 amino acids. The record is from RefSeq and is a predicted model, not a curated record. Lineage: Eukaryota; Fungi; Ascomycota; Dothideomycetes; Pleosporales; Didymellaceae.